CCCCGGCAGCGGUCUCCGAGGUAACCGUUGCUAACGGUGGGAUGUCAGACGCUCUGCAGGUGUCCUGGCGCCCGGCGGUGGGUGUGGUGGAAAACUAUGUGGUCCGUCUUCAGGACAGGGGUCGGACCGUCCACACACGGGUGGUGUCCCGCUCCUCCCCGCCUGAGUGGUCCUUCAGCUCGCUGGUUGCCGGGAAACUGUACUCGGUUGUCAUAGUGACAAGGAGCGGCAACCUGGAGAACGCCACCACAGUUCAAGCACGAACACAACCUGCCACUGUGCAAAACCCAACAGCUGUCCACUCUGCAAGAGACGGCUUUCUCAAGGUGUACUGGCGUAACGCAGCUGGAGAUCUGGACCGUUACGUGGUUCUGAUCAGUUACAACAACAGCGUUCUGCAAAACAAGAGUGUCUCCACUGGACACGAGUGCGUCUUCUCCUCUCUGUCGCCGGGGAGACUCUACACUGUCACCGUGGAAACGUGGAGCGGGGACUAUGUCAGCAGCGUCUCCACCGAUGGACGCACCUUUCCAGCAGCUGUUGGAAACCUGUCGCUCGGCAACGCAGGCACAGGUGAUCUGACUGUCACCUGGAGCCCCGCCCCCGGAGACGUGGACCACUAUGAG
Plectropomus leopardus (leopard coralgrouper) is the source of this 626-nucleotide messenger RNA. NCBI's taxonomy places the organism in Eukaryota, Metazoa, Chordata, Actinopteri, Perciformes, Serranidae. The record is from RefSeq and is a predicted model, not a curated record.